AUGAAGGACAGCAUUUAUAUGUGCCUUCGAGAGGUAAUAAAUAACAAUAUACAUUUUGCUAAGUUACUGAGCUUUCAGUAUUGCAGCAAUUUUACAGAAGGGAACUAAGGCAGUGAAUUAAUCACCCAGUGGGUCUAUGAUGGAGAUUAAAUUUGGACCGGGAUCCCUCUUAGCUUAGAACUCCAGGUACUGAAUCACAUUCUUUAACACUGCAGUUUUGAAAAUAGCGCACUUCUAUCUUAGUGGACCACAACCACAGUUAUAUAGGAAAAUCAACUUGAAAUUGUUUGACUGUUGUGACAUUUCUCUCUAAGCAAUAUUGGGAUUACUAUAGCUGAGCAUAGGGUGGGAGGGACGUGGGUUGUCUCCCCAACAUAGGACUCCCAUCUCUUUUGCAAAAGUACGAUUACUAGGCUCUCUUGAAGAGCAGCAAUACGCAGUGAAAAUAUCAAGAAUGUUGGACAAAUACAUCUGUUUGGGACCCUAGGGCCAAGGAACGGGGUAGCCAUUCUGUUUAUUGUGGAUGUGGGGACAUGCAUGCCAAGGACAAACUUUUAGGAUUAAGCCAUGGAAGUGUUUCCUUUAUUUACCUGGUUUUGCCAAAGCGUUGCCUGUUGUGUUUAAUAUCUUAAAGGCUUUUCAUGCUUGGCUCUGUUCUUGGACUAUGUUCUGAAACAUAGCUUUUAUGCACACGUGUGUCUUCUUCAGAGGUGCAUUGUUGUAACUUUUGAAGGGUUACCUGCAUGCCUGUUUCUCUACUGAGACUUCCAUAAUUUGGAGCUGAUUUGUUGUGGCUGCAGAUCAUGUUUGUGGUGGGACAGGGGUUGCAGGAGCACAGCUUUCCACAGGGCUAUUCCAGGUUCCUUCCCUAAAUGUUCAGCUUCAAUUAAACAAAGCUAUGGACUUAGCAUUCUAUCCCAGGGCUCACCAAUGCAGUGCUCUCCGGGUGGUGCUAGAAUCCAGCUGCCCUCUGUCUCAUCCAACAUAGUCAAUGGUUGGGGGUGAUGGGCGUUUACAUCCUCUGGAGGUCAUCAGUUUGGCUCUCCCUAUUCUAGGUCCUACUGCCAUUUUAAGACAAUAAAAGGGGGUGUUCCCAUGUUCUGACAAAUGAGCACAAAGCUCUAAUGAAGCAGAAACGCUGUGCAUUAAAAAUGAUUAAAUUAAAUGUACAUUUUUAAAAAAUUUAAAAUCACAGGAUAACUUUUAAAAUGCAAUGCAUAUCACCUUACAUUUUAAAAUAUUUUAAAUAUAAGAAAUAAUUAAGAAACCCUGGUAGCCAACAAUAAAAAAGCAAUCCAUAUUCACCUACGUUGCACUGAAAUGGGAACUAGAUCUUUGGAUGAAAAACAGGAUAAAAUAAAAUCCACACAUAACAAAUUGCCAUGGGCAAUCAGAAUACAUGGGUCUCAAAAUGGAUACUGCUCAGGGAUACAGACUGCUAUUUUGCAAAGGAAGGAAACAAAAAAUCCCCACCUCCCUAAAAUACUUGAUUUUCAUUGUCUUGAAGUGGCGCCAGCUGAUUUUUUUAUUCAAAGUACUUUAAAUCACACCAUGUUCUAGUAACUUUACACCAAAUUAAACUGCUCAAUGGGACCUUUAAUCACUUUUGUUGCUGUAAAAAAAUAAUACUUAGAUUUAGUUUCAGGGCUAGCCCAUUUUGGUGUGGUGAAAAAUCCCAACGGCAUCUUUCCUGCUUCCACUAAUUAGCGUGAGGCACAAUCCAUAGGGGAUGAUCUCCUGUGCUGGCCUGAUUGAAAUGAACAGCAGCUGGGAAAACUGUUGCCUUACAGCAUGAUCCUAAAUGCUUUCACCAACAUGAUCUUGGCCAGCCUUGGCCAACCUGGUGCCCUCCAGAUGUUUUGGACUACAACUUCCUUUAGCCCCAUGGAUGGCAGCUGUAGUACAAGACCUGUAGAGCCUACCGGGUUGGUGAUGACUGAUCCUAGCAAACACCGAACACUUCACGGAGGCUUGUGGAACUUCCCAGGGAAUUGUGUAUCAGAGGCUGAUUGCCCUCUUUGCUACUCUUGAUGGCCAGGGGGUAGUGUUUUGGGUUCCCAUGAGGGCAGGGAAGAGGUUUCAUUAUGUGCAUUGGGUGGUGGUGGUGGUGAUGUGUGUGUGUGUGUGUAAAGAGUUAUUGCAAGGUUUGGAAGCCUGUUAGAACUCCAUUUUAUACAAACACCUCCUCAAAAUAGUAAGGAGCGAAGUAUAGUAGGAAAUAUUUCUCACAUUGCUAGUUCAGGCUAUCUGUUGUUACUUUCUUCUAACAUAAAUAACUAAUAUAAAGAUAUAUUUAACUGCUGCAAUGUGACCUGAAAUAUCGGGAAAGGAAGGGAACGAUGACACCCAUUGCUCCUCCCUAAGACACCCGUGUUAAUGGCGCCCCAAAUCUACUGUCUGGUGUAGGCUCACCUCUGUUCAGUUCUAUUUAGUCAUGCAAGCAUCUUCUGUGCAUGUAACACCUUCUGUGCAUAGUGUUUUCAAGGAAAUAAAACAUGCACCAGAGAAAACUUUUUGUGUAUAGCUACAUAGCUAAAUAAAGCCUGUCCUUUAUUAGCGUAGUGUGAGGGCCCUCUUUCAGACUUCUAGAGUUAGGAGGAUCAAUCCUGCUUGGAAAGGUAUCGAUGAAAUUUGAAUAAUAAUAAUAAUAAAUUUUAUUUAUAUCCCGCCCUCCCCAGCCGAAGCCGGGCUCAGGGCGGCUAACAACAAUAAAACAGUACAAAAGUACAGCACAAACAACACUCUAAAAUCAUUCAUUAUAAAAGCAUGGAACAAUGACUUUUGAGGUCCCUUCCAACCCUUUAAUUCUAUGUUUCUGUGAUUAGGGACAGUUCACAAAAGGAUGCAGAGAAACCUGUGGGUUUCCUGCAUUUUGCCACUAUUGGGAUAUAUUAGUUGCCACUAAUAUUGCAUUUAGCACUUUUAAUCCAGGAGCAAGGGAGGCAAUCUAAUAAAUGAAGCACCGCUGACUGACCACUUAUAAAUUUCACCAAUGUUCCCAUGAUUAUUCCCUUUGACUGUGGUGAGGCAGCUAAACCAUCUUAUUAGUGGCAUGUGAAUCGGGAGUCCAGGAAAUUCUGAUAGAACCAUAUGAUUUGCUGGCAUAAUUCAAAAUUGUGCUCCCUUGCUCUACCAAUACAAUCAGCAAAAUAAAGAGUGCUAGAACCAGCUUUCUUGGAUGCCUGUCUAUCUUUAGGACCAAUUCAAUUUAUAACUGGAUAUUCCUGAGGUUUAGACAUGUUAAUCUGUGGCAGUGAAAUCAACAAAGAGUACUGCGGCGCCAUAAAGAUUAGCAGAAAUUGUGGCAUACAAUUUCAUGUCCCGGAGCCUGUUUCAUAAGAUUUAUCAAUUUGCAGGAUAUACAUGGUGACAAAAGAGGAAACCAGCCCCCAGUGCAUGUGUGAACACUGAGAUGAAGAGACCAUGAAAUACAAAAGAUACAGCAGGCACCCGAUAUUUAUACUGCAUGUGGAUUUAUGUGUUUGUUGUUUGUGUGUACAUAGUAAGAUCAGUGAGCAUCUAUAACAAUAGUCACUGGGCAGAACUCAUUCUUUCUAUAUUACCUGUAGUGGAAGAAAAAAAAACCUGCUCUUGAGUAAAACUCAAAUGCAGUGCUUUUUUUAUGGGGGUACGCAGGGGUACGCAUACCCUAAAUAUUGUGUAAAUCUUUGUACUUUUCCAUUUACUGUAUUUAUUUUCUCCUAUUUGAACUAUAAAAUGGUGAUUUUCUUGAGUCAAAAUGAGAGUACCCCUAAACAUUUUUAAAGGGAAAAAAAAAGGCACUGCCUAGAAGAUGAAUAGAACCAAAUUUGCUGCUAUUGUUGUUUCUGCCCCAGAAUGAGAGGGUCAAAAAUCCAUUCUUUGUGGUUGCUGGGCAACCUCCACCGCCCCCGGAAGCAGACGCGGCGUCGCGCUUCCGGUGCGGGCAGCGCCGUUCCCUCACCAAAGAUGGCGGCGCCCUUGUCCCUGCUGCUGGAGUGCGGAGGUGGAGCAGAGCUCUUGUUUGGCGGGAUCAGAAGCAGCGGGUGACUCUGCCCAGCCAGGAAGGACCUUGGGAUGUCCGAAAGCUGCUGGUGUGGAUGAAAGAGAACCUGCUGAAAGAGAGGCCGGAACUCUUUGUGCAGGGAGAUUCUGUGCGGCCGGGAAUCUUGGUGCUGAUCAAUGGGGCAGAUUGGGAGUUGAUGGGCGAGCUGGACUACCUGCUCCAAGACCAGGAUAACGUCGUUUUCAUCUCCACCUUGCAUGGUGGAUAGACUGCUGGGAGUAUGGAAAAGAGCAUUUGUGCUGGUGGGCAGAGGGCAUAAACAUGCCUUGCUCUCCUGGCUGUCACCCCAGAUCAGAGUCGGUUUCUCAUUAGCUUCUUCUCUUUAAUGAAGACGCUUGGCUCCUCCCACCCAGUGGUUCAGCUCUCUCCUCUUUUGCCCCAGAAGGAGAUCGAAAUCCUUUCUGCACCUGGUCACCCUCUUCCCUGCUCCAAGAGGUUCAUGCCAUGGGACAAGUGGCUGGAAAGGAGCUGCUUUGCAGGUAGAAGGGCUGAGCUUACCGUGGCUGUCGCCCUUGUUUGCUUUCUUCUCCUUGGCGGCAGGGAAAUGCCUGAGAUCAAAGAGGGGAUCUCCCUUUCCUUCCAAUCCAAGCCUUGGAUCAGGUUGCAGCCGUUAACAGUCAUUAAGGGAUAUGGGGCGCAUGCAAGGAAGAUGGCAGAUGCAAGACUCCCUCAGCCUAUCUGCUCUUGAUUUGCCAUGCAUGGAUUUCAGUUCUGUGACUCAGUUUUGAAAAGUACCCAUCUAGAGCCAGCUCACAAAUGGUUACUUUGAAUUUUGAUGACUAUGAAGUAUACUUUUGCCUGCCUUUUUUUAAAGAAAAAGAAACUUGAUGACCCUCAGAGUCUGUUCCAGCUCUAAAAUUCUAUGAUGCUCCAUUUUUUAAUCUUCUGGAGGCACUGCCUGAUCCUGUUCUGCCACAGCUGCUGUGUAUGCAUGCGAUUGAUUUCCCUUUUCAAAUUGUCUGCUCUGCACUGUUCUGUUGCAAAGUGUUUUGCAAUGUGUUGCAGAAGAUGGAGUGCUUCAUUUGAAGCUGGGUGUUCCGGACUCAGGUUCUGCCUCAGUCAUGUACUUACUUCACUGGGUGGCCUUGAGCAAGUUGCUCUCUACGUUAACUUCAGUUCCACAUGUGUAAAGUGAGAUUUGAAAUGAUCGACUCUGCAGCAUGGUUGUGACAAUAAACAAUAAAAGUUGUG
This is a messenger RNA of Podarcis lilfordi (Lilford's wall lizard), 5236 nucleotides long. The record is from the annotation of a GenBank genome assembly. NCBI's taxonomy places the organism in Eukaryota, Metazoa, Chordata, Lepidosauria, Squamata, Lacertidae.